Molecule: messenger RNA, 852 nt
Organism: Mus musculus (house mouse)
Lineage: Eukaryota; Metazoa; Chordata; Mammalia; Rodentia; Muridae
Product: sp110 nuclear body protein-like
Exons: 2
Coding region: 403-837 (144 amino acids)
Source: RefSeq, a predicted model, not a curated record
GAUUUGAUUAGUACUCAGCCCCCUCCAGAUUGUAUAAUCUAGCAUGAGGAUCGCUUACCUCACCCCUGUCUGCAUUAGAGCUCACCACAGUUAGGUAGUUGUGAUGACAGUGACCACCUUGCAAUGCUUUGUGAACUCCAGUAAGUUACUACCUAUGAAAUCCUUGGAACAAAAGCUGGACAUAGGACAUACUCAGUGAAGAAGAGAUGUUUUAAAAACCCACUUUAUGUUUUAAAAUCCCUUUCAGGAUGGUUAUAUGCUAUUGUCUGUCCUUCUCAGCCUCUGUGGUUUCUGGGCACUGCCUUUAUCUCCUCUACCAAUGGAUCUUUUAGCAAGACUUUGCUCUGUAGACAGCUAAGGGAUGCUUGAAGACUAGGGUGUCUACCUUUGAGAAUCCAUUUUAUGCAGAGAGCCACUCCCCAUCCUCCUGAGAACUUUUGCCUGUCUUCUCAGCCUGCCUCUUUUUAUAGGAUGUUCACUCUGACCAAAGCCUUGGAAAAGGCUCUUCUCCAGCAUUUCAUAUACAUGAAGGUGAACAUCACCUAUGCCAUCAACAAGCCAUUCCCCUUCUUCGAAGCGCUCCGGGACAAAUCCUUCAUCACUGAGAGAAUGUACAAGGAAUCUCUGGAAGCCUGUCAAAAUCUGGUCCCUCUGUCCAAAGUGGUGCACAAUAUUCUCACCAGUCUGGAGCAGACUUUCCACCCGUCAGUGCUGCUGACGUUGUUCAGCAAGGUCAACCUCCGGGAAUACCCCAGCCUGGUGGCAAUUUUCAGAAGCUUCAGAAACGGUAAUGUGGUUUCUCCAAUCCUUGUCACAUGUGCAGUGGUGCUACAGUAAAAGCCUGGGUUUGUU